Molecule: messenger RNA, 4390 nt
Organism: Gallus gallus (chicken)
Lineage: Eukaryota; Metazoa; Chordata; Aves; Galliformes; Phasianidae
Gene: ERBB2
Product: erb-b2 receptor tyrosine kinase 2
Exons: 26
Coding region: 70-3861 (1263 amino acids)
Biological process (GO): neuron differentiation; multicellular organism development; cell surface receptor protein tyrosine kinase signaling pathway
Cellular component (GO): signaling receptor complex; basal plasma membrane
Molecular function (GO): ATP binding; transmembrane receptor protein tyrosine kinase activity
Source: RefSeq, a predicted model, not a curated record
GGAACCGCACCGCAAACUUUCCCGGAGCGGCCGGCGCGGGGCCAUGGGCCGCGGCCCGCGCUGAGCACAAUGAUCGCCGCCCGCGGCCGCCCGCUCUGCCCCGCGCUGCUGCCGCUGCUGCUCGCCGCGCUCUGCCCCGCCGCCGCCGCCGAAGUGUGCACCGGCACCGACAUGAAGCUGCUGCAGCCUUCCAGCCCCGAGAGCCACUACGAGACCCUGCGGCACCUCUACCAGGGCUGCCAGGUGGUGCAGGGCAACCUGGAGCUCACCUAUCUGCCCCCCGGCGCCGACACCGCCUUCCUCCAGGACAUCAAGGAGGUGCAGGGCUACGUGCUGAUCGCUGAGAACCACGUGAGCGCCGUGGGGCUGCAGGGGCUGCGCAUCAUCCGUGGGACGCAGCUCUUCCAGGAGCGCUACGCGUUGGCCGUGCUGGGCAAUGUGGGGCUGCGGCAGCUCGGCAUGCGGCAGCUCACAGAGAUCCUGAAAGGGGGGGUACACAUUGAGGGGAACCCCCAGCUCUGCUUCCAGGAGACCAUCCUCUGGGCCGACAUCUUCCACCGGCACAACGAGCUGCGCAGUGAGACCCGCGUGGAGAGCACCCGCAGCCGCACCUGUCCCGACUGCCGGGCGCUGUGUGCUGAGGGGCACUGCUGGGGUGAGAGCCCACAGGACUGCCAGACCUUGACCAACAGCAUCUGCCACGGGUGUCCGCGCUGUAAGGGCACGAAGCCGACGGACUGCUGCCACGAGCAGUGCGCUGCGGGCUGCACCGGCCCCAAGCACUCCGACUGCCUGGCCUGUCUGAACUUCAACCGGAGCGGGAUUUGCGAGCUGCACUGCCCCCCCCUCGUCAUCUACAACUCCGACACCUUCGAGUCGGUGCCCAACCGUGAUGGGCGUUACACCUUCGGUGCCAGCUGUGUCAGCCAGUGCCCCUAUAACUACCUUGCGACAGAGGUGGGCUCCUGCACGCUCGUCUGCCCCCAGAACAGUCAGGAGGUGACGGUCAACAAUGUGCAGAAGUGCGAGAAGUGCAGCAAGCCCUGCCCGGAGGUGUGCUAUGGGCUGGGGGUGGAUUUCCUCAAGGGCGUCCGUGCUGUCAACGCCUCCAACAUCCGGCACUUUGCUGGCUGCACCAAGAUCUUUGGCAGCCUGGCCUUCCUGCCCGAGACCUUCGCUGGGGACCCAAGCACCAACACAGCACCCCUGGACCCCCAACUGCUAUCGGUCUUUGAGAGCCUGGAGGAGCUGACGGGCUACCUGUACAUUGCUGCCUGGCCACCCGGCAUGGACGACCUGGGCGUCUUCCAGAACCUGCGUGUCAUCCGUGGCCGUGUGCUGCACAAUGGUGCCUACUCACUGACGCUGCAGGACCUGGCGGUGCGGGCGCUGGGGCUGCGCGCCCUGCAGGAGAUCAGCAGCGGGAUGGUGCUCAUCCACCACAACCCCCAGCUCUGCUUCCUCCAGAAGGUGCCCUGGGACAGCAUCUUCCGCCACCCCCGCCAGCACCUCUUCCAGACCCACAACAAAGCCCCCGAGCAGUGCGAGAGCGAUGGCCUGGUGUGCUUCCACCUCUGCGCCCACGGGCACUGCUGGGGGCCCGGCCCCACACAGUGCGUCUCCUGUGAGCGCUUCCUGCGGGGCCAGGAGUGCGUGGCCUCCUGCAACCUGCUGGAUGGUGCCACCCGGGAGCACGCCAACGGCACGCGCUGCCUGCCCUGCCACCCCGAGUGCCAGCCACAGAACGGCACCGAGACCUGCUUUGGAUCGGUGAGAACGGGGACACGGGACAGCAGCACGGGGGUGGCACUGCCGCCAGGUCCCUCACCCCCCACCCCCGUGCCCCCCACCCCGCAGGAUGCGGAUCAGUGCGUGGCAUGCGCGCACUACAAGGAUGGGCAGCAGUGCGUGCGGCGCUGCCCCAGCGGGGUGAAAGUGGAUGCCUCCUUUGUGCCCAUCUGGAAGUACCCGGACGAGGAGGGGGUCUGCCAGCUCUGCCCCACCAACUGCACCCACUCGUGCACCAUCCGGGAUGAGGACGGCUGCCCCGUGGACCAGAAGCCAAGCCAGGUGACGUCCAUCAUUGCUGGAGUGGUGGGGGCUCUGCUGGUUGUCGUCCUUCUGCUCAUCACCGUGGUCUGCGUCAAGCGCCGGCGGCAGCAGGAGAGGAAGCACACCAUGCGGCGGCUGCUGCAGGAGACCGAGCUGGUGGAGCCGCUGACACCCAGCGGGGCCCUCCCCAACCAAGCGCAGAUGCGCAUCCUCAAGGAGACGGAGCUGAAGAAAGUGAAGGUUUUGGGCUCCGGCGCUUUCGGCACUGUCUAUAAGGGCAUCUGGAUCCCUGACGGGGAGAGCGUGAAGAUCCCGGUGGCCAUCAAGGUGUUGCGGGAGAACACCUCGCCCAAAGCCAACAAGGAGAUCCUGGAUGAAGCCUACGUGAUGGCCGGGGUGGGCAGCCCCUACGUGUCGCGGCUGCUGGGCAUCUGCCUGACCUCCACGGUGCAGCUGGUGACGCAGCUGAUGCCCUACGGCUGCUUGCUGGACUACGUGCGGGAGAACAAGGACCGCAUCGGCUCCCAGGACCUGCUCAACUGGUGUGUGCAGAUCGCCAAGGGGAUGAGCUACCUGGAGGAGGUGCGGCUGGUGCACCGUGAUUUGGCUGCUCGCAACGUCCUGGUCAAGAGCCCCAACCACGUCAAAAUCACCGACUUUGGGCUGGCACGGCUGCUUGAUAUCGACGAGACCGAGUACCACGCCGACGGGGGCAAGGUCCCCAUCAAGUGGAUGGCGCUGGAGUCCAUCCUGCGCCGGCGCUUCACCCACCAGAGCGACGUCUGGAGCUACGGCGUCACCGUGUGGGAGCUGAUGACCUUUGGGGCGAAACCAUACGAUGGGAUCCCGGCGCGGGAGAUCCCCGACCUGCUGGAGAAAGGCGAGCGGCUGCCGCAGCCGCCCAUCUGCACCAUCGACGUCUACAUGAUCAUGGUGAAAUGCUGGAUGAUCGACUCCGAGUGCCGGCCCAAGUUCCGUGAGCUGGUCACCGAGUUCUCCCGCAUGGCCCGCGACCCCCAGCGCUUCGUGGUCAUCCAGAACGACACAAUUGGGCUGCCCAGCUCCAUGGACAGCACCUUCUACCGGGCGCUGCUGGAGGAGGAGGACAUGGACGACCUGGUGGAUGCUGAGGAGUACCUGGUCCCUCACCAGGGCUUCUUCAGCGCAGAGACCUCCACCGCCUACCGCAGCCGCAUCUCCUCCACGCGGAGCACAGCAGAGACCCCAGCCGACACGACAGAGGGCGAGGAAUCAGCCGCCUUCCCCUUCCCACCGCAGAGCCUGGUGGAGGGCCCAGAGUGCCCCGUGCCAGAGGCUCUGGAGGUGGAUGGUGGGGCCAAGGGAGCCCUGCCAAGCCCCCCAGCCACACGGUACAGCGAGGACCCCACUGCGCUGCCAGGCGAUGAGAGCGAGGGUCUGGACCCUGAGGGCUUCGCCACCCCAGGUGCCCAUGCCACUAUGCCAGAGUACGUGAAUCAGGCUGGGGAGCGGCCAUCACCCCCCCGGCACCCCUGUGCACCACCAUCCCCACCAGACAAGCCCAAGGGCCACCAAGGCAAGAAUGGGCUCAUCAAGGACACCAAGCACCCCUUCCUGGGGCCCUUUGGCCGCGCCGUGGAGAACCCUGAGUACCUGGCACCCCCGGGGCUGCCGGCCCCCACCGCCUUCAGCCAGGCCUUCGACAACCCCUACUACUGGAACCAGGACCCCCCCAAAGCCGGGAGCCCUGAGGGUGGUCCCAGCUCCACACCAGCAGCUGAGAACCCCGAGUACUUGGGUCUGGCUGAGCCUGAGGACGUGGCUGUGUAGGGCAGGGCCACCGACGGACCCCCCCUUUCACCGAGGCAGCUUGGGGAGGGACGGCGUGAGGCCGGCGGUGGAUGUGGGACUGAGACUGUCCCCUCUGCAUGGGGUGCCCUAUACUGCAGGAGAGCCCAGGGCACUGUGGGACAGUGCAGUGGCACAGGGGUGGGCACGGAGGACCCCCAAAAGGAGCCCAAAAGCCCCACCCGGAUGGAUGCUCAAACCCCACAUAGUUCCUUGAGGAAUAAGGACGAUGGAAGCAGCAUCACCCCAACCAGCACAGGACUGGGAGCCCCAUCACACUGCUACUCAUCACCGUACAGCUGUGCCACACUGCCGACGUCCCAAAGGCUCCUCCACCACCACUGUACCCCCAGCCCCCUCCCCACCGGUGCCCAACCGCGCCGGACACACUGACUUGCACUGAGCAGGUGGACACCGGGCUGCCCGGGCUCCUGCUAGAUUCCUGUGAAGCUGACAGUGUCACACCUGGAUGUAUAUUUGAUCAUUGUAUAUGGGUUUUUUUUUUUUUCUA